This is a messenger RNA of Tinamus guttatus (white-throated tinamou), 390 nucleotides long. The record is from RefSeq and is a predicted model, not a curated record. NCBI's taxonomy places the organism in Eukaryota, Metazoa, Chordata, Aves, Tinamiformes, Tinamidae.
AUGUCUCCAACCACAGAAGUGCCGGGGCUGUCGCAUCAUCGGCGCCCACACGUGCUGGAGACGCGCUCCGUCCCUGACACGCCACGGGAAAUCCCGGUCCCACAGCCGCGCAGAGCGCGCACGAGCCGGGGCGCCGCGCUGGCCACCUACUCCUACAAGCACGGCCGAGGCAAGGAGAAAGGCGCGCUCACCUACAGCGACCUGUCCCACACGGCCGAGGAGUGCGAGACCUUCCAGUUCCUCGCAGAUAUCUUGCCAAAGAAGAUCCUAGCUAGCAAAUAUCUAAAAAUGCUCGAAAAAGAGAAGCGAGAUGGGGAAGUGGGGGAAGACGAAGAUGAGGAGGAUGAUGAUGAUGAAGAUGAAAGCGUUGGCGAGGAUGCCGGAUCCUAA